AUGAAAUUUGGUGUUGGAAAUGUAACUAAAUAUCAGAACAAUUUAUUCAGGCUUGAUGCCUUCAAACGAACUCAGUUCACAAAAGAUAGUAUCGACUACAUAAUAAGAUAUGGUUUCGAUUGCUUUCAACAACGUUUACAUUUUGUGAUCAAGCUGUUAUCUCACUCAAUGUUUGCUUUUAAACAACAAAGUUAUUGA
This is a messenger RNA of Clunio marinus, 198 nucleotides long. The record is from the annotation of a GenBank genome assembly. NCBI's taxonomy places the organism in Eukaryota, Metazoa, Arthropoda, Insecta, Diptera, Chironomidae.